This is a messenger RNA of Triticum turgidum subsp. durum (durum wheat), 2406 nucleotides long. The record is from the annotation of a GenBank genome assembly. NCBI's taxonomy places the organism in Eukaryota, Viridiplantae, Streptophyta, Magnoliopsida, Poales, Poaceae.
AUGCACGCGUGUUCGGUAGCAUUCUCUAUCACGGUAGGUUGCGGCUGCUCUACUGCAACCUGCCCAACUUGUAGUAAGCUUUAUAGUAAUGGAUUGGAGAGACAGUCGUCGAACAACCGGCUGGUAUCAUUUUACUAUCCGACGAUGAUUCCGGCAGCAGCGUUGGCGGUGUUGCUCCUGCAGCUCUGCCUCUCAACGGCGGCGGCUCAGGUUACGCCAGGCGCAGGGACGCCCCCGCCGCGCUGCCCGACCAGCUGCGGCGGCGUGAAAGUGCCGUACCCGUUCGGCAUCGGGAAUGGAUGCCACCGGCCAGGAUUCAACCUGACCUGCGACCGGACACGCGGCAGAGAGCCGCGGCUGCUCAUCGGCAGCGACCUCCAGGUCGUGGAGAUCUCUCUGGCCAACUCCACGGUGAGAAUCUUGGACAGAGCAGGCCAGGUCAAGCUCACCUUCUCCGGGGGGCUCGAUGGCAACGGCACCUGGGGCGGCCUCGGCGCCAGCGGCCCUUACGUGCUCUCGGAGAUGCGCAACCACUUCGUCGUGACGGGGUGCAACGUGCAGGCCACGCUGGUCGGGGACGGCGGCGUCGUAGGCUGCUGCUCCUCCUUCUGCUCCAUCAACGACAGGUGGACGGGCGCCGUGACGAGCGCCGCUGGCUACGGCGGUGCCGCCUGCUCUGGCAUCGGCUGCUGCGAGACGCCCAUCCCCAUCGGCCGCCCUUCCUACGGCGUGGAGAUGAAGUCCCUGGAUGCGAGCAACGAGUACACCGACAGGCUGCCCAUCGCGGUGCGUAUCGCCGAGAGAGGAUGGUUCGAAGGCGCCUCCACCACGCUCCUCAACGACUCGACCGGAUACUCGCCCUCCCGCGGGCCGGCAGUGCCCGUCGUCCUGGACUUUGUGGUGGAUUCCAAGCCGGUGGUGCUGCCGGGGGUGGCGACGUCGGGCUGCCCCGUGGAUGCACGGAGGAGCGCGUGCCAAAGCAGCCAUGCUUCCUGCCGCAAUGUCUCCGGCAUGUAUCGCAGCGGCUAUGUGUGCCGGUGCCUGGACGGGUACCAAGGCAACCCAUACCUCGCGGGCGGAUGCCAAGACAUCGAUGAGUGCGCGCUUCCGGGCAUGUGCUUCGGCGAGUGCACCAACACGGCGGGAGGACACCUAUGCCGGUGCCCACGUGGCGCCCAAGGCGACCCGCUCAUAAGAAAUGGCUGCAUCAAAUCUUCUCUAGGUUUAAGUGUCGGCAUAGGAGUUGGCAGUGGAGCCAGCCUUCUCCUCAUGGUACUUGGUGCUAUUUUUGUGACGCGAAAGAUGAAGCAACGGCGGGCAAAAGUGCUCAAGAAGAGAUUCUUCAGGCAAAAUCGAGGGCAUCUGUUGCAACAAUUGGUGUCUCAGAAGGCGGACAUUGCCGAGAGGAUGAUCGUCCCCUUGGUGGAACUACAAAAGGCCACAAACAGUUUCGACAAAGCUCGUGAGAUCGGUGGAGGAGGGCACGGCACGGUUUACAAAGGCAUCAUGUCGGACCUACAUGUCGUGGCGAUCAAGAAGUCCAAGGUCGCGAUCCAGAGGGAGAUUGACGAGUUCAUAAAUGAGGUGGCCAUCCUCUCACAGAUCAACCACCGAAACGUGGUGAAGCUCUUUGGGUGCUGCCUUGAGACGGAGGUGCCGCUGCUGGUGUACGAGUUCAUUCCCAAUGGGACCCUCUACCAUCAUCUCCAUGUCCAGGAACCAGCGCCAUCCCUAACAUGGCAAGAUCGGCUAAGGAUCGCAACCGAAACUGCGAGAGCGCUCGGCUACCUUCACUCGGCGGUGUCCUUUCCUAUAGUCCACAGGGAUAUCAAGUCCCAAAACAUUCUGUUAGAUGGCAGUCUCAUAGCAAAGGUGUCAGACUUUGGAGCUUCGAGGUGCAUUCAAGUCGAUCAAGCAGAGACCGCAACCGUUAUCCAAGGGACAUUUGGGUACCUGGACCCAUUGUACUUCUACUCGGGACAGCUCACCGAGAAGAGCGACGUUUACAGCUUCGGCGUCCUCCUCAUGGAGCUUCUCACUAGGAAGAAACCAUGCUCAUAUCGUUCAUCCGAGGAGGAAACCCUUGUCAGAUAUUUCACCGCUUCGCUAGCAGCGGGCAAGCUGGCUCGCGUGCUAGAUCCUCAGGUCAUGAAAGAAGGGGGCAAGGAGGUUGAAGAAGUAGCUGUGUUGGCAGUGGCAUGUGUGAGGAUUGAAGUAGACCACCGGCCAACCAUGAGGCAAGUGGAGAUGACACUGGAGAACCUUGGGGGCUCGCAUGAUAGUUUUGUAAUGCAUGACAUGGAUGUGCCGAAGUAUCCAAUGAUUGGGGGUACCAACAUGGAGGAAACAAGCCAGCAGUAUAGCUAUGAAGCAGAGUAUUUGUUGUCAUCAAGGUACCCCCGGUAG